ACUUGGUAGAAAAUCUCAGUGGGAGCGGUCACUAUGGUUAAGUUCUUGAUCUUUCAUCUUCGAUUGUACAAAAAAUGUAGUUUCGUCAAUCGAGUUCGCAGAAAAAGUGUGGUUCUACUUAAAUAAACUGUUCGAAAAGUUGCGCAGCGUAGAGUUCUGGGGUAAUCGAUGAAUAUAAAGAAAUGCACCUCUACAAUCUGUUGAUUCCUGCGUUUACCAGCGGCAGUGAGAUGGGCGUAACAGCAUGUAAUGUACUAGCAUUGUAAUUGCACAGUUCUGGCAUUACAGAGGCAUGUAACACUGUCCGUGGAUCAUUAUUAUUUUUUUUCUGAAGUUACGUUGUACUUAAAAGCCGUUCAGGGACCAACGCUGAAGUGGGUGUAAUUGCGGAGGCAACCAGAUUGCAGUUCCCUUAUGAAACAGCAUUUGUAUUUGACAAGGAAAUAAUAAUCUGAAUGACAUAAGAAAUUAUUUUAUCAUUUUUGUCCCAGUGGUUUGCCUUAAAAAUGUUUUGUUUCCUGCAAGUAUACUUCAGACAUCUGCGCGACAACCCCUUGCUCAGCACCUUCUAACACCCAAAGGUCUGAAGGCACUCUUGGCAGUGAAAUGGCUUCGGGAUAUGAUCACAGUAUUGGAUUCCGCAUGGUCGAUGAAUACCUCGCACUGUAUUGGAGCGGUGCUUCACCUGCAGUUCCUCCAUACUUUCUCCCGUCUGCUCAAAAAAAUGUCGGCAACACGUUUUCCCAGUCAAAUGUGUCUGCAAAUAAUUCGAACUCCCAGCAAUCAAAAACUGCAGUUUCUGGCGUGGCUGACAGCAAACCGCCCUCCACAAGCUCCUGGCAAAUGAGCAUCGAUGACUUUCCUGACGAGAUACUGAUAAAGAUUUUCUCUCACAUGUCUUUCAAUGAGCUGGUACGUGUGGUACGGAAAGUGUGUCCCCGUUGGAAAAGGCUGUCGCAGGAUUCGGAGUUGUGGGCUGACAAAGAAUACCAUAUUGGUUCUGAUACAACUGACAAGGAGGCGAUACAGACGUUCAACGACGUCCCGAACCUGCGUCACGUGAGCAUGCAGCGCAGUGCCACGUCGCGCGUCUUUCGUGCUCUCUACAACGGAUGCCCCAAACUCUUGGAGCUGCACCUGCAUGUCACCCAGGAGCUCAGCUACUCAGUGUUGAAGAACUUGGUUGAGAAGUGCUCCAAAAUACAAAAGCUGAGGAUAUCCAAUGAAUUGCUGAAGUCUGAGAAAUUUUCAGAGGCAGUGUCACAACUGCAGCAUCUCCGUGUGCUGAAUCUGGAAGUACACUUUGCUGAAAGCACUCCUGUGUUGCGACCUCUGGGUGAUGGAUGCCCACAACUAAGCGAGGUUGACUUCGGAUUCUCAGUUCUCGAUAUGGAUGAUCUGAGGUACUUCCUGAAUGCCAAGAGGAACACCCUGAAGGCCAUAUGCAUAAAGUGUGCUGUGGUUGGAAGAAAGUCUGUCCUGCCUUUAUUGACAGUCUGUGCUGACAGCUUGGAACGUCUGCAGCUUUUCUAUUUCUACAUAGUCCAUGAUGGAGCAAGGCAGGCGUUUACUGCUGUGGGGCAGCUGAAGAACUUGAAGGAACUAAAGAUGCCGAUGCUUGAACCGUUACCACCUGGCGUAGCUUCUCUGGCAUUUACCACUGGUGGGCUACCAAAACUGAGAGUGCUGGAUCUACGAGAAGGGUUUGGCCUGGACGAUGAGACAUUAAUUGCCAUAAGCCGUGGCUGCCCUGCUUUGCGGAAACUCAUUGUCAGAAACGGUCGGCUGUUAACUGAUGUUGCUUUCUCCGAGAUCUACCGUCUGGAAUAUCUUGAAACACUGGACGUGUCGGGCUGUACAGGUCUUGUUGGAGCCCUAAUCCCCUACCUCACUGGACUACACCGACUUCAGACUUUAAUAAUGGAAGACAUGGAGUUUCAAGAGUUGCAACCAGGUCUGAGCAGUAUUGUCGAACUAACAAGUUUGCGCUGCCUGACACUCUGCUAUUCUUUUGUUACUGGAGUGCCGUUUGACAAGUUUCCAGGAAAACUUGUCAAUCUCAGGCAGCUGAGAAUCCGAGGGUGUCAGGGUGACCCUAGAUCCAUUGACGGGCUGGAAGAGCAGAUGCCCAAUCUCAAAAUCUACGGCAACUUUGAAGCGGACGAACCGUCUUACCUCAUGGAAGAUCACAAGCAUGAUGUGGAUCUUGCAGAAAAUGAAGAGAAUGUGGUGCCUAACGCAGCAGACAAAGCGCAGGAUGGAACUUCGGAGAAUGACAGAGACAGUGACGCUGAUAGUAUCAGUAGCAGUGAUAGUGAGAGUUACAAUAAUAUCUGGGAUGAAAGCAGCAUAUCUGUCCUCUUCUCAGAGGACAUGUAAAAGUGAUAUGCUAUUUAUAUGGGAAUAUGAAUCUCAGUACCGAAUCAAACACCUGAAACUUCAGGUUAGAAUUUCAACAGUAUUAGGAAAAGAUAGAUUGCUACUCACCGCAAAGAUGAACCAUCGAGAUCCAGAUAGGCACAAUGAAAAAACUGUUGCCCAUUACAGCGCUCAGCCAAAGCCUUCGUCGCAACACACACACACACACACACACACACACACACACACCUAACCUAAUACAGACAUUGAACACUGGUAGUGCUGGCCGGAAUCUACAUCUACAUCA
Schistocerca gregaria is the source of this 2665-nucleotide messenger RNA. Its product is annotated as F-box/LRR-repeat protein 7-like. NCBI's taxonomy places the organism in Eukaryota, Metazoa, Arthropoda, Insecta, Orthoptera, Acrididae. Gene Ontology annotation, molecular function: protein binding. The coding region runs from base 607 to 2379 and encodes 590 amino acids. The transcript is spliced from 8 exons. The record is from RefSeq and is a predicted model, not a curated record.